Molecule: messenger RNA, 3714 nt
Organism: Patiria miniata (bat star)
Lineage: Eukaryota; Metazoa; Echinodermata; Asteroidea; Valvatida; Asterinidae
Product: acid-sensing ion channel 4-A-like
Exons: 9
Coding region: 154-1569 (471 amino acids)
Biological process (GO): sodium ion transmembrane transport
Cellular component (GO): membrane
Molecular function (GO): ligand-gated sodium channel activity
Source: RefSeq, a predicted model, not a curated record
AUGAUACCGGUAGACACAAUUUUACGCUUUCAGUGGCAGUCGUACAGAGCAUGGACAAAAUAAACAGGCUUAAUUUAACUUCAUAAAUCUUGCUUAAGAUCAAUGACCGUCUUUUAGUACUAGAACAUCCGUUCAUAACACUAGACGUCCGUAAUGUCAGUCGAAAACAAGAUUUUCACAAUCUCUAGCACCGGGGAUAAGGUGAAUUCAUCAAUGGCAGACGACGGGAACCGCAACCAUCUAGCGGCCGAUUUUAAAAAGUUUGGAGAUCAGACGACCUUUCACGGUCUGCGCUAUGUUACCAACAACACCUACCACGGCGUUCGCAGACUGAUAUGGUUGGCCGUGGUCCUCGUUAUGACAAGUUGGCUGAUAUUCAACGUCUUUCGAGCCUUCCUCCUGAUGUACCAGUAUCCAGAGACCAGCUCCAUCUCCGUCAACUACGUACCCAGCAUCACCUUCCCUGCCGUCACGAUAUGCAACAUCAACCAGUUCCGUAGGAACGUAUUGAACCCACACACCCUUCAGUUACUCAAGCAGAUCUUCCAGCCUUCGGAGGCGCAGGGGAACAUGAGCGUGGAUCUCGCAGACGCCAAGCUGUUCCCCUCAACAGACCAAGCCAACGUGACUGAAGUCAACAUGGCGGUGGCUCACAAAAUCGAAGACAUGCUGAUGAAAUGCCAGUGGGGGACCGAGCCCUGCUCGCAUCUGAACUUCACUCGGCGUCUCACAGACUUCGGUGUCUGUGACACGUUCAACGACUUGCCUGCCGGAGAGCGAGGGGUGUUAUCGGUGCGGAACCCGGGCAUCAGGAACGGUUUGUACAUGAGGUUGAACAUCCAGCAGGAUCUGUACACGUUCGGGGAGAGCACGGCAGCUGGAAUGAAGGUGUUACUACACCCCCAGGGUGAGUAUCCUAUCAUCAAGGAGUUUGCCUUCUCGCUAGCGCCAGGUUUCGAGAACUCAGUGGGUGUUCGACAGCAGACUGUAACGAGCUUGAAGGAACCAUACAAGUCGAAUUGCACAGACGGCUCCUUGAAAGAGUUUCCCUUUAAGUACUCCGUUCCUGCUUGUCAGCUUGAGUGCAAGGCGCGUUACGUCAUCGAUAAAUGUGGCUGUCGAGACAUCAGAUGGCCAGGUUCUGGAGACAUAUGCACCAUAGAGAAGUUGACAACUUGCUCCUACGUCUAUGAAGCGGAAUUUCUAGCACGCGGCGAAAAGUGCCACUGUCCCAUGGCCUGCAAGACAACGACAUACGACAGCAAGGUGUCGCUUGCCGCCUGGCCAGCCAAACAUCUCUUGGAAGAGAUGCGGAGAGAUUCCAACAUGUCUGAGGAUUUCAUCAGGGAUAACUUCCUGGAUGUGUACAUAUAUUUCGAAGAAAUAAUGUACAUGAACAUCGAGCAACAACAGGCCUACACUUUCACAAACGUCCAAAGUGAUGUAGGGGGCUACCUGGGCCUACUAUGCGGUAUGAGUCUGAUUACGCUGGUGGAAUGGGCGGACUUUAUCAUCAUUACCAUCUACAAAAGAUGUCGCAGACUGAUGGCCAAAACGGAACCAGCCUAGAAACGUGGUUUCGACACGCAGUAGCCUUCAGACCGAUCCGGGCACACUGCACUUCCAUCACGAAGGCCCCCUUCAAUGGAGAAACCAUUGUGCUAGCUAUUGUUCAAAUAAUCAGUCACGGGUUGAGUAAAAUAUGUUACAGCUCUGUUUUGCACGAAUGGGUUUCUAUGACGUUUUCACUGAUAAGACGAAUUUAGCGAUAAGCAUAUCUGCUUGCACAACAUUUUGGGGGCCACCCCUUACUUUAAUUACUAAACAAUCUUUACAAUCAUAAGACUUUUUUUUUAAACUGUGAAGCUUAUCUGAUAGAACAUAGAACACUUCUUUUUCUUGCUUUCGUACAAUUUCUUCUUAAACAGUUAAAAGUGUGUGACUCAUAUCAAAACAAUUAAUAAGUUAUGAUCAUUUCAUAUUCUCCCUAUAAUAACUUGCGGUCCGAUAACAUGAUUUUGAAGCCUUGCAAAAAAAAGGCGGUUAUCCUAAAAAUAGGUCUAAGUAGGGGUAAUUUAGAAUAAUGUUUGACUAAUGGUAAAUUAAAACAAUUACAGCCGCCUGCAGUGUGAGCCCUUUUGAACGAUGACGUCAAAAUGCUGUUAUUAACGUAAGGCAUUCCUCACUCAGCACUUCCUUUACAAUCAUUUUCUGUAGUAUAAUGCUCCCCUUUUCAAGUUAAAUUCAAUAUUUAUUGCACCGCCUCACGAAAAGAGAACACGAUACUGUAAUUAAUUUCAAAUAUAUACUUCAAAAUAUCUUUUUUUUCAAACUUUGGCCUUAAAACGCUCGUAAUCUGAUACAUGAUGACGUCAUGAUGAAGUCACAUAAAUUAUAACAUCUUCUGACCAGGGUCCAAGUUCUUACCGGGUUUUUAUUAACACCACAUAGACGUUUUGAAGAAAUCAUGGUUCGUUUUGAUCUGAGGCUCAUUUCUAUAUCUUGAGUUAACCAGACUAUGACCUUCCGGUAUCCCUGAAAGGAAAGGUCAGACGACUUUGACUCCGUCGCACCUUAUGUCAUCAUUUAAGGAAAGAAUUCGAAGACGGAUGCAAGUUUGUACGACGAACAUAGGCCCUUAUCAAAAACGGUGCGCGUUCUUUCAGCAAAACGAAAACAAUUCACACACAUCCUUAUGUGAUUUUGUUUUCGUUUUGCUGAAAGAACACUUAUUUUUUGGUGAUCCUUAAAGACAUUACUUUAAAACGGUAGUUAUGUUGAAAAGCCGUAUUAUAACUUGAACUUGAAAAGUACAUACGUGAUUUAAAUGAUGUUUGUACUAAAACAAGGCCUAUAUAUUGGGCUUCCAUAUCCUUUUGUUGUGCGUUUUCAACCACUUUUGUGUAAUGUUUGUUUGGUUUUGUAUCACUGUUUGUAAUUCUUUGUUGAGGUCAAAUAAAUGUCACGGGUAUAGUAAAUUGUGAUGCAGAAAGAAGGACACCCCCAUUAAGACAUAGUAGUGCCGUACCAUUACGUAACUUGUAUUGUUUAUGCUAAUUAGGAAGCGCCCUCACAGUCACACCCUGUCGAAUAUUUCGCGCGCUUCAUCAUUAUCUUUGUCUUGUGAAGACUUGAGUAAGACGUGUUUUUGUAUCUCUUCAUCUUCACAGGUAAUGACCAAUUUCAGUCUCUUUUAAUAAGUUUAUUUUAUUGUAUUAUGUUUACCUUAUCAAUACAUCCAUCUAUGGUAGAUUUAUCUUUUCAUUUUGGUGAUAUUCGGUAAGAUUUAUUCCCUUAAUAGUGUUUGGAAUUGAUGACUUUGUCACUGCCGUAUAUAACCAUUCUUUAGUGGAUCUUUGAUAUCGGUGGACUAGUUGGCAUACUGAAUUUCUAGUCUAAGAUAGGAUUGAGACUAGUAUUUAUAUUAAAUCCCGUAAAUUGAUUAAGUAUUUUGAGCAAUCUUCUGGUUCAAGCAAACCACAAAGCCAGGAUGGCGACCAUAAUACUUUUGGCGAGAAGAUACAAAACAUUUAAAGAUUUUGUGAAUAGUAUUAUUCCCGUUUAUAAUUAGUAUACUUUUGAUCUACUGUAAUAUAUUUAUCAAGUUAUUGCAUUACCUUUAUAACUUUCUUUCUUUAUUAUCUUUGUGUUGUGAAGACUUGAGUAAGACGUGUUUUUGUAUCUCUUUUAUCUUCACAGAAAAUAAACUGCAGA